Messenger RNA from Teleopsis dalmanni, 616 nucleotides. Its product is annotated as COX assembly mitochondrial protein homolog. Lineage: Eukaryota; Metazoa; Arthropoda; Insecta; Diptera; Diopsidae. Gene Ontology annotation, cellular component: mitochondrion. The transcript is spliced from 3 exons. The record is from RefSeq and is a predicted model, not a curated record. Bases 72 to 437 code for a protein of 121 amino acids.
AAACAGCUGUUUGUCUUCUGAGAAAUAUUUUUAAAAGUUUCUUCUGAGAAACUCUAAUAAUUUAAAUAAUUAUGGCAUUUGUACAGACAGAAGAGCAAAACACAUUUAAUCCAAGAAAUCCACACGGCUUAGGUGACCCAGAUGACAGAAAUUUGCGUAAAGUUGAAAUUGAAGUUCUAAUACCAAAAAUUAUGCGUGACCGGGCAAGAGAUCUAUAUUGCAGUAAGGAAGUAAAGGAGUUCGAAAACUGUUGCAAGGACAACAGUUUGGCUAUGGUGUUUACGUGUCGGAAACAAAAUAGCGAACUAAAAGCCUGUCUCACCAACUGGUAUCAGAACGAAGCAUUCAAAGCGGAGUGUAGGGAAAUAUAUCUACAAGAGCGUUCCGAAUAUCGACGCACUGGCAUACCAAAGAAACAUCGUGUGGCUCGGAUGUAAUAUUUUAUUGAGUUGAUCACUUUUAAAGCAUUGCUCUUAUAAUCAAUUAUGAAUGAUUUUUAUAUGAAUGCAUUCUGUUCGUCAGUAGCUAUUGCAUUGGAAUAAGCAAUCCUUACUUGUUAUCGUAUUGUUAACUUGUACAUACUUGAGACUUUAAAGUAAAUAAAGUUUUAUAUUUA